UUGUUUUUUCCUCUUUUUAUUCUCAUUUGAUAGCUAGAUAGUACUUUAAUUUACUACCUAUAACAACAAUGCCAAAUUUUAAACCAUUUCUUCUUCUCAUUUUUCUUCUUCUUCUCAUCAAUUUUGACUUAAUUUAUUGUCACACAAAAGGUCUUAGGCCAAAAAAGAAGCAAUUAAAUGUGAACAUGACACAAGUUCAACAUUCUGAACAACAAUUUAUACAAUGGGUACAAUUUGUUGGAAGCUUAAAACAUUCACUUUUUAAGACAGCAAAAAAUAAAUUGUUCCCUUCAUAUACACUUAUUGUUGACAAAAAUCCUUCUCAUGGAGAUUUUACUUCAAUUCAAGAAGCCAUUGAUUCUCUUCCAUUUAUCAAUCUUAUUAGAGUUGUUAUUAAAAUCCAUGCAGGAAUUUACACGGAGAAAGUAAAUAUAUCACCAUUUAAAUCAUUUAUAACCAUAGAAGGAGAAGGAGCAGAUAAUACAAUAAUUCAAUAUGGAGAUACAGCACAAACUAUUGGCCCAAAUGGAAAACCCCUUGGCACUUUUGGUUCAGCUACUUUUGCUGUUAAUUCACCUUAUUUCCAAGCCAAAAAUAUUACUUUUAAGAACACAACACCAGUGCCACCACCAGGAGCCAUAGGAAAACAAGCAGUAGCAUUUAGAAUAUCAGCAGAUACAGCAGCCUUUGUAGGGUGCAAAUUUUUGGGGGCACAAGAUACACUUUAUGAUCAUUUGGGUAGACAUUAUUAUAAAGAUUGUUAUAUUGAAGGCUCUGUGGAUUUCAUCUUUGGCAAUGGACUUUCUUUCUUUGAGGGAUGUCAUUUGCAUGCAAUAGCACAAGUGACAGGUGCAGUAACAGCACAAGGAAGGAGCAGUAUGUUGGAGGACACUGGAUUUAGUUUUGUGAACUGUAAGGUCACAGGUUCAGGUGCAUUGUACCUAGGUAGGGCAUGGGGUCCUUUCUCAAGGGUCAUCUUUGCUUACACAUAUAUGGACAACAUUAUCAUACCUAAAGGAUGGCAUAAUUGGGGUGACCCCCUUAGAGAAAUGACUGUAUUUUAUGGGCAAUAUAAAUGUAGUGGACCAGGGGCAAGUUUUGCAGGAAGAGUUUCAUGGUGUAGAGAAUUAACUGAACAAGAAGCUAAGCCUUUUAUUUCACUUAGCUUUAUUGAUGGUUAUGAAUGGAUCAAAUUUUAAUAAAUAAAAUUUAUUCCCUAAAAUUUUUAUUUUAUUUUUGGCUUGAUUUGUAAAAAUCCAUGUAUCUUGUAGUAAGUUCAAAAAGGCAUAGAUUAGAAAAAUUUUGGUGAAAAUUAUGUUAAUUUAAA
This is a messenger RNA of Solanum tuberosum (potato), 1327 nucleotides long. RefSeq names its product probable pectinesterase 53. The transcript has 5 exons. Lineage: Eukaryota; Viridiplantae; Streptophyta; Magnoliopsida; Solanales; Solanaceae. The coding region runs from base 69 to 1199 and encodes 376 amino acids. Gene Ontology annotation, molecular function: pectinesterase activity. The record is from RefSeq and is a predicted model, not a curated record. Gene Ontology annotation, biological process: cell wall modification; pectin catabolic process.